AAUGUCCGCUUCCUUUCCUUUCUCCUGUCAACCAAGGCAGCUCCUCUGUUUCUCACUCUGUUUCCUCUUCACCCAUGGAGCACUCCGAAAAGGCUGCGUUUUCUCCAAUUUCCGUUUCCACUCCUCCAUUCUCAUACUCACCCACCUCCUCUUCUUCUCCUCCUCCUUCCCAUCACUCUUCUCCAACUAUCCCUCCUCUUCCUCCUCCUCCUUCUUCUCCUCCACCGGUCAUUCUCAGCCCCUGCGCCGCCUGCAAAAUCCUCCGCCGCAGAUGCGUCGAGAAGUGUGUUCUGGCUCCAUAUUUUCCCCCAACUGAACCAUAUAAGUUCACAAUUGCUCACAGAGUCUUCGGUGCUAGUAACAUCAUCAAGUUCUUGCAGGAGCUACCGGAAUCUCAAAGAGCAGAUGCAGUGAGCAGCAUGGUGUACGAAGCAAACGCCAGGAUUCGUGACCCAGUUUACGGCUGCGCGGGAGCAAUCUGUCAGCUGCAGAAGCAAGUAAGCGAGCUUCAAGCGCAGCUGGCCAAGACGCAGGCAGAGCUGGUCACUAUGCAGUGCCACCAAGCCAAUUUGAUUGCACUAAUCUGCAUGGCUAAAGAACCCAUCUCGCAGCAACCGCAGUUGGUUGAUACUACCUGUUUUCUGGACGAAACCAAUCUUGGCUCACCUUGGGAGCCUCUAUGGACAUGAAGAAAUUAAAAAAAUAAAAAAAAAUUAAUUAACUUCUUGGUAGAUGAAAAUACAAUAAAUUGAUUGGUAUGGUAGUAGAUAUGUGUCAUUGAUUUAGUCAUGUUGACAAAGGCAAAAUUACAACUUUGAAAAGGGAACUGAGAUUGAUGGGUUUCUGUUCAUCAAUUUGUAAUCUUAUGGAGGGAAGAAAUGUGGAUAGAAGAGAGUGGAGAAAGUAUUUAGGGGUAACAGGAUAGGGAAAUGAAGAUGUGUCUUUAUCCUAGAGUCUGCUAAUUCUUAAAUCAGAGCAACUUUGGUUACCUAAUUUUAUCUUUUAGAAUAAAUAGUAGGUUGUUAUUAGUUCCGUUGUCAAUCUAGCUCAGCUAACAUGACUCAUAAUUCCAUCUUCUCAAAGUUCACUUUUGUGUAAGCAGUUGGGCACUCACCCAGUGAAUCAGCUACGAGGCUAUUGGUUCUGAUUCCCUUAGUCACAUUCCUCUCUUCCCCCAACCUAUGUAAUACCAUUGCUAUGGUUCAAAAAAAAAAAAAAAAGCAUGCUUGGAAAUCUGUGGCAACAACUUGACAAUCAACGGCAGCAUGAAAUUUGAAACAAACUGAUUAUUCUGUUGAUUCUGCCAAUUAUUCUCUUGGAAGUUCGCAACAAACCAACAACCUUGCUGCAGUAGUGGAAAUAACCACUCAACCUUAUCCAGAGAGAUUUACUCCAACAACUUUCAACUAAUGAAAUAUCUACCAACAUGGAUGACACGUGGCAUCAUUAUACUAUUUUGCAAAAAUGGGUGUAAAUAAUAACAAUUUGAAUUC
Rubroshorea leprosula is the source of this 1493-nucleotide messenger RNA. The record is from the annotation of a GenBank genome assembly. NCBI's taxonomy places the organism in Eukaryota, Viridiplantae, Streptophyta, Magnoliopsida, Malvales, Dipterocarpaceae.